Molecule: messenger RNA, 2732 nt
Organism: Mugil cephalus (flathead mullet)
Lineage: Eukaryota; Metazoa; Chordata; Actinopteri; Mugiliformes; Mugilidae
Gene: slc22a5
Product: solute carrier family 22 member 5
Exons: 10
Coding region: 730-2403 (557 amino acids)
Biological process (GO): transmembrane transport
Cellular component (GO): membrane
Molecular function (GO): transmembrane transporter activity
Source: RefSeq, a predicted model, not a curated record
UUUCUAAUAUGUCCUUCAUCAUGAAAUCCAGUCAAGUCCAGAGCCCAGAGCAUAAGUCUGUGUCCUGUGGAGAAAUACCUGCAUAGACCGACUAUGCAGCACACAAGAGCACAUAGAUUUUAGACUAAAAGUGAUUCACGGUUAAACUCAAUCAUAUGGUAAAUCAAUCAUAUCUGCAGGCUUGUUUCUGACAGAGUUUUCCCUGAGGCACGGUUGCCUCUACAGCGUGGCUUAAAAAUAGUCCUGUGGGAGUCUUAAUGCUACUUAGCAACAUUUAGAGUACAGGCACGCGGACUUCUUUGGAGUAUUUAAAAGUGUGGAAUGCUGUUUAGAGAAAAUACCUCGGUAGUGCGGGGGGCUGGGUGGAUAAAUGAGCCACUCUGAAAGCUUUUUGAUUAUUUUCUGCUCGGUAAAUCAAAUCAGUGGGCGAGACUUCCCUCGUUCUUUUAAUCUCUGAUAAAUUCUCUCCCUUGUGCGCUGAUAAGGACGGUUUGUUUCACUUUGGGAUGAAAAGUUGUCCCCUUGAAAAGGGGGCUUAAUACUCCCUCAGGACUGGAGAUUGUUCAGCUGUGACUCCGUCCCACCGAGGGACCAGCUCAUUCUGCCCUAUAGAGAGCUCAACUCAACCACUCUCAAGCUGAAGACUAUAGCAGGGGUACUACUACGUCGAAUUUUAUCUCCCUAAACUUCAGGGAGAUAUUUCUUUUUUUAUAUAUAUAUAUAUAAAGAAUGGGAGACUAUGAUGAGGACACUGCAUUCCUAGGGCAAACGGGUCCUUAUUUCUGGGCAACAUUCUUCCUCCUGAACACAAUUUAUGUGUCAACUGGCUUCAACGGACUUUACAUUGUGUUUGUUGGAGCAGCUCCGAAACACCACUGUCUCGUUCCAGACGUCAACCUCACCGAGGAGUGGAGGAAUGCCAUCAUUCCCGUCAGGAUAGUGAAUGGUGACGAGGUCCCGGACCAGUGCAGCAGAUACAAACUGGACGUGGUCAGAAACCUCUCGGACGAAGGAUAUGCUCCCGGAAGGGACGUUAACCUGACGAGUCUGGAGCAGGAAGCGUGUUUAGACGGAUGGAGCUACAGCAAAGAUAUCUACCAGUCCACUAUAGUCACAGAGUGGGACCUUGUUUGUGACAAUCAAUGGAAAGUUCCAUUUGCAUCCUCAACUCUCUUUGUGGGAUAUCUGUUUGGCUCCCUGAUCUCAGGCCAGCUCUCUGACAGGUUUGGGAGGAAGAAGGUCGUUUUCAUCUCGCUCGCGGCCCAGAGCCUCUCUGUCAUGCUUCAGUCUUUCUCUCAGUCAUGGAGGAUGUUCUGCAUCAUUUUCAUGUUGGUCGGAGCCUCUCAGAUCUCCCUGUACAUAUCCGCAUUUGUACUAGGUACAGAGUUGUUGAGCAAAACGAUGCGAGUGCUCUUCACAACUCUCGGCGCCUUCCUCUUCUACUGCAUCGGGUACAUGACGCUGCCCUGGAUCGCGUACGGCAUCAGGGAGUGGAGGAGUCUGCUCGCUGUCCUGUCAGCGACGUCCAUAGUCUACAUUCCCCUGUGGUGGUUCAUCACAGAGUCUCCUCGGUGGCUGAUCACUCAGGGAAGAGUAGAAGAGGCUGAAGCUAUUGUGAGAGAUGCUGCAAGGAAAAAUAAAGUCCAGGCGCCAUGUGUAAUCUUUAAAGAAUCUGAGGCUGUGCCUUCGAACAAGAAAUACACCAUGCUUGAUAUUCUGAAAUCCAAAAAGAUCAGAUGCAUCACGCUGAUGUGUCUCCUUCUCUGGAUGGCGAUAAACAUCGGGUAUUUUGGCUUGUCCCUGAAUACCUCCAACCUGAGUGGGAACCCCUUCAUGAACUGCUUCCUGUCAGCUACCACCGAGGUCCCUGCCUAUGUCGUUGCCACUUGGCUGCUGGGGAAAUGUCCCAGAAGAGCUCUGCUGUCGACGUUCCUCGUCAUCGGAGGGGGGGUUCUCCUGCUCAUCCAGUUCAUCCCCGGCACUCUGCAGUAUGUUGCUCUGACCCUGGAAAUGACCGGGAAAUUUGCCUUCACCACGGCCUUCAGCACUGUGUACAUCUACACGGCCGAGCUCUACCCCACGGUGCUUAGGAACGUUGGAAUCGGGAUGUGCUCUUCCGCUGCUCGCAUUGGCAGCAUCACAGCUCCUUAUGUCAUUUAUUUAGGUACGUAUAAUAAGGUUCUGCCUUAUAUUGUAAUGGGAAGUCUCACGAUUGCCUGCUCUGUGGUUAACUUCUUCCUUCCGGAGACCCUCCAUAAAGAUCUUCCAGAAACCGUGGAGCAGAUGCAAGAAUGUCAAGGGUUGUGCAAUGGACCUAAAAAAAAGUACAUGGAGAACGGUUCCAUAGGCAACCCAGCCUUACAACGUGACACCAGAGCUGAUGUGCAAACUCUUGCGCCUUAGCUUCUUUGACAGACUUUCUAAGCAAGAAAGAGUGUUUGUCUUGAAAGUGACCAAAAUCUGAAAAUAAAAUCCCUCAGCUGCUUAGUGGGGGCACAGAAGUCCUCUGCACAACAAUAGAUUUUUUUACUGUUUGUAAAAAAAAAUAUAAUAAAAAUAACUUUUCUUUUUUUACUUGUUUGUAAAAACUUUAUAGAAAUUUCACAAAGAAAAAAUGAAUGUAUCUUUAAAUUUUUGUAGAAAAUUGAAACACAUGUUUACAAUGUUACAUACAAUUUAAAAAAUAAAAUAAACGUUACUUACAGUAAUUCACAGAAAUUCACCUGUUUUUU